This is a messenger RNA of Aspergillus ruber CBS 135680, 2674 nucleotides long. RefSeq names its product serine/threonine protein kinase. Gene Ontology annotation, molecular function: calcium ion binding; calcium channel activity. The record is from RefSeq and is a predicted model, not a curated record. The annotation marks the transcript as partial. Gene Ontology annotation, biological process: calcium ion transmembrane transport; intracellular calcium ion homeostasis. The transcript has 3 exons. Lineage: Eukaryota; Fungi; Ascomycota; Eurotiomycetes; Eurotiales; Aspergillaceae. Gene Ontology annotation, cellular component: membrane.
CUAGCCAGCGGAAGGGAAUUUUCGAAUAAAACGAACAUGCGACAUCACCUGUCAUCCCUUUCCACCUGAAAGGGAAAAGGGAAUUACUGCAGAAUGACUGACGUUGUUACUUAUCCCAACCACAGCGUCAAUAUAAGCUCUGGAAUGCAGCAUUAGCAUUCCCCGUCGCGCGGUAACAUACCCCAAACACCCCUUCAUAAUAACGACUUUCCCACUCCCAUGUCCCUUCUUCCUAAAAAUACCCCGACAAGAGUAAAACAAUACAUCCCAUAUGCCUAUACAGCGAUCUUAUGCUACGAACAUGACCCGUCCCGGCCUCGCACAGAAGCGCCUCAUCUCGCAUCGCUUCCACCAGAUUCCCGAGACGCCAGCGGAGGAUGAAUCGAUGAUAGCCAAUGAUGUUACUAUUAAUAUUCCACUGGACGAGGAGGAUGACCAGCAGAACCAUGACCAAGAUAGAACAGACGCACACAGCAAAAGCGACUCUCUCUCAUUUUUCAGAUACAACAGCGCAAUACACAACGAAGAAGGCAGUGAAAAAACACACCUCGUCCCAGACUGCGACGCAUCCUCAACAGGCCGACGCCGGAAAUCCAAAUCCCACAGAACACACAGCACCCACACCAACAAGCCCAACCCCAACUACAACUACAAACCUAGCGACAACCGCACAGAACACCCUCCAGACGGAAACAAAAGUCUAACCCGCCUCCGUCGCCUCUACAAAUUUCUCAUAAACUCCUCCAUCAUAACACGCUACAUCGCCUACAUAACACCGCUCGCGAUCCUAAUCGCAAUACCCAUCAUCGUCGGUGCAACGGCAGCUCGCUACGCGACUAUCGGUGGUGUCACAUUGUAUUGGUUUUUUGCGUGGAUUGAGGUUAUCUGGUUGAGUUUGUGGGUGUGUAAGAUAUUGGCGAGGGGGCUGCCAUACAUUUUUCAGAGUUUGUGGGGGGUUGUUAGUCCCGGGGGUAGGAGAUAUGGGCUUGUGCUCAGGGCUUUAGAGAUUCCGAUUUCGUUGGUGGGGUGGACGGGGGUUUCGCUGGUUACUUUUUUCCCGAUAAUGGCGCAUAACCCUGAGCGAAUAGCGCAUGGCGAUACAAACCCUAAAUCCUGGGAGAAGUCGGUGAAGAAUAUCCUCUUAGCGCUUUUUGUUUGCAGUCUCAUCUUCCUAGCGGAGAAGACGAUGAUUUUGCUUAUCUCGAUAAACUAUCACCGGAAACAAUUCGACAGCAGGAUCAGAAAGUCUAAACAACAUGUCCGACUGCUAAGUACUCUGUACGAAGCUUCGCGGACUAUGUUCCCGAUGUACUGCAAGGAGUUUUACGAUGAGGACGUGUUAAUCUGUGAUUCUAUGCUUGCAGCUGCUGGGGGCACUGCGUCCUCGAAUAGUUCGUUUCUGCGAGGGAGAGCUGGUGUCAUCCGGAACGUGGGCCAGAAUGUCAACCGGUUUGCUGACCAGGUUACCGAGGCGUUUGGAAAUUUUGCGCAGGAAAUUACGGGGAAGCAUGUGUUCAAUCCCACGGCAGCGCAUUCGAUUGUGACACAAGCUUUGGAGAGGAAAAGGUCUUCUGAGGCCCUUGGAAGACGGAUUUGGAUGUCGUUUGUUAUUGAAGGGCGGGAGGCUCUGUUCCCUGAAGAUAUCGCCGAGGUACUUGGGUCUGAACGGGAAGGCGAAGCCGAAGAGGCGUUUCAGUUACUGGACCGUGAUGAGAAUGGGGAUAUCAGCCUUGAUGAGAUUAUCCUGGGUGUUACAGAGAUAGGGCGGAUGCGGAGAGCUCUGCAUCAUAGUCUGCAUGAUGUCGAUCAGGCUAUUCAGGUUCUGGAUAACCUACUCCUCACUGUCGCUGGGAUAGUGGGUGUUCUCGUCUUUGUCUCCUUCGUGACAUCUGGCUUCGGAACGGUUAUUGCAGCAGGAGCAACCUCGCUCCUAUCACUUAGUUUCGUCUUCUCAACGACCGCCCAGGAAGUCCUAGGCUCAUGUAUCUUCCUAUUCGUCAAGCACCCCUUUGAUAUCGGUGAUCGGGUCGAUAUCAACGGUCGGCCGUACAUGGUCGAACGAAUUUCCUUGCUUUUUACGGUUUUCCACUGCAUCUCAGACCACCGUAUCACACAGACAUCAAACGCAACCCUAAACACCCUCUGGAUCGAUAAUAUCACCCGCGCAGACGCUAUGCACGAGCAACUUACCAUUAGUGUUAACUUUAACACUACCUUCAAUGACAUCCAGUCCUUGCGAGGCGAAAUGGAGGCUUUCGUCUGGAGCAAGGAUAACUGUCGAGACUUCCAGCCUGAUGUUGAGCUUGAAGUCCUGGGUGUCGGUGAUGAUACAGACAGACUGCAAUUGCGAGUUGACAUUCGGCAUAAAUCAAACUGGGCCAACGAGAGUGUCCGCGCUUCGCGACGCUCAAAGUUCAUGUGCGCUCUGGUUCUGGCUAUGAAAAAACUCCACAUCCGCGGCCCCGGUGAUGAUGCCACAAUUUACCCAGGAGACGACCAACAACCUCUCCCACCCACCAACGAUGACAACGACACCGAAAAAGCCAACAAACGCGCCUCAGACACCAGCACAAACGCCCAAAUCCGCGCAACGCAAGAACAAGGCCAGUCUACAGCGCACCUCAUGGUGCCCCACAGCGCCAACCCCCCAACGGGAGCAAGAACAACUGGAUAU